Molecule: messenger RNA, 1014 nt
Organism: Pleurotus ostreatus (oyster mushroom)
Lineage: Eukaryota; Fungi; Basidiomycota; Agaricomycetes; Agaricales; Pleurotaceae
Exons: 5
Coding region: 1-1014 (337 amino acids)
Biological process (GO): tRNA wobble uridine modification
Cellular component (GO): nucleus; cytosol; elongator holoenzyme complex
Molecular function (GO): tRNA binding
Source: RefSeq, a predicted model, not a curated record
AUGUCCCUUCGAUCGCUUCUACAUAAAUCUCAGCCAGAACAACAGUUUCUGCUCUUUCAGUCAUCGAGCAGUCAAUCAGCUCUCCCAAUUCUCAGAUCGUUGCUAGCGGUGAAAUCGCAGACAUCAACGUUACUGUUUUGCCUGCUGUAUCCCCCUUCUGAUCUCGUCGAAGGUGCUCGCGAAGAUGUGCAAGUGCACGAUUGUUUGGAUUGUGUACCAGGAUACUCUACAGAUGAUGUAGAUGUACGGACAACCAUCAUCGCUGCCAUUGAGAAAGCUCCUGCAGGAGCUUUGAGUAUUGUCAUAGACUCAGUAGACACUCUCACCUCCGACUUCGGGUCUGAUGCAGAGACAAUCAAAUUCCUCCGUGAAUUGGCCUCCAUCGUUGCAUCCUGGCCAAGUCCAUCUCGCCUCAUCAUCCAUACCAUCACCCCGCAACCCAUCCUCGUCCAAUCCUCCUUUUCCCCGUCCUUGACUCAUAUUACAGUCUAUCCACCCGUCCUCCUAACCCACCUUGCAACGGAAUACUUAACGCCACCUCCCCCCCUCUCUCCAGAGCCCAAAUUCUGGGGCGUGUUUCUUCCCUUCAGCGAACGAGCCUCCGAAACGGAUCGCUUAGUCUAUGGUCCGGAAGGACGGGGCUCCGGUAGCCAGGAGGAAAUGAUAGUCCAGAUUCUAGUGCGGUAUGGGGGAAAGAGUACGUCUCGACGGCGCAGCGUGGAACGGUUUCUUGAAGGAUGGAGUAUGGUGCACAAUAUAUAUGUCGAGCUGAGCGAACUCAGCAGCCUGAAGAAGAUCUACGCAGCCAAGAAGACCUCUGCGCCCGAUCCGACUCAAAAUGUGUCUUUCAACUUGAACCUCACUCCUUCGCAGCAGCAAUCCCGGGCGCAGGUGCCUCUCCCGUAUGCGCACGAAAGCAAACCCGAUCCCAUCCAAGGCGCUGCAAUUUUCUAUGACCCGGACUCCGCGGACGACAUUGACGACGACGAUCCCGACGAGGAUCUAGAUAUUUAA